AGUGAAGGAUAGUCCAAAAGAGAAAGUUGUUGUGAAUAGAAAGGAUUAUCCAAGAGGCUUGAUAGAAACUAUCUUCAAUACUCUCCAACAGAUUGUGUCAACAGAAUAAACGAUUCUCUCGAGCCAUUUCUUUCAUAAAAGAGUCCUACUCGAGUUGAUAGAGAAACAUUGGGUCUUUUGAGCUUUCCUCUUUGGUAAUAGUAGAAAUAGCUCAAAGAUAAUAUUCUUCUUCUUUUCUGUUGAUAUUAUACCACAUAUCUAUCACCUAACUACUCUCUAUAAGUGGUCAGUCAUCUCCAUUGCUUGCAACUUUUGGAAGAUUGGAUUUCCGAUUGUUCUCAUCAAGUUGUGUUGGAUGAUUGGUGGCGUUUUAGUGAGUUAUCCGAAGAAGAGUAUUGUUGAGAAAUGUCAAUGGAUUCUGUACAAUUGUGUUUGAGUGGAGAUACUCCGCCACCAGUGCAUUUGUAACGGGCACCUUUAACGACUGGAACGACUUGAUACCAAUGUCCCGCCUACAGCAAGGCGAAGAUGAGGUGUGGAGAGCAACCAAGUCCCUUCCUGCAGGAGUCUAUCAGUAUAAGUUUAUUGUCGAUAACGUAUGGAGAUGUGCACCAGAACAACCUUGUGUAAAAGAUGAGCGAGGAAUUUUGAACAACAUUAUUCACGUAACUUUUAAAGAAUGCGACGAUAAAUAUUGCUUUUGUCAUACAAGGACCCAUGUAGCUAACUCACGAUGGACUUGUGAAGAUAGAAACUACUCUAACUUGGUGAGUACAGCCUUGUUAUCAAGGAAUACGACUGGAAUUGUGUUGCGAUAUGAAGAGUUACCUCCUUCUUCUCCAAACGAACGACCACGUUCCUAUAUGCAUAGGGUAGUGGAUGAUAAGCCUUUUGAAGUAACCGUGCUCAAUCUAGCAGAUGGCUUUCCCUCUAGCCCAUAUAGAAAUAUUUCUCGAGUUUCUUCUAUUGAUGAAAUAUCUUCACAGAAAAUAGACAGCGGUCUUAUGCUUUCCGAUUUCUCAGCUCACAAUCCUUCCAGUUCAUCCAAUUGGGAAAAUAGAACUCCUAAAAGUUCAAGAGACAUUGUGGAAGCUGCAGCGGGCAAUCCUCUUAGUAUUGCAAUAUCACUGAGAGCGAAACUAAGUCAUCCCCGUUUUGGGUUUAAUCCAAGAGAUACUCAUCCAGAUAUUAUAUUAACCGACUCGAAUUAUUGUGCUACAAAAACAAGCGCCGCUCUAUAUAGAACUUGUCGAACAACUUUUGCUUUGGCACCGGAUAUGAAUUAUUAUUUCGAAAUCUAUGUAGCCAAGCACGAAGGAAAAGGAACGUGUGUUGGUCUUUCUACAAAGGAACUGCCGUUGAAUUGUCUCUGUGGUACUCGUCCCAAUUCGGUUGGUUUUUAUACGACAGGUCAUCUCAUCCGUACUGUAGAUGGAAAACCCCAGUGGGUCAAGUAUGGAACAGAAACCGAAGCAGAUUCUAUUGUUGGUGUUUUUGUACGGUUGCAGCGUAACCAAGUAGGCAGCACAGCGUGCUUUUCGAUAUUUCUUGACGGUGUCUUACAAGAUCCAUCUUUGGGGCAUCAUCAUUAUCACUUCAAUGGAAGUUUCGAAGUAUUUCCAACGGUGACACUCUACUCACAGGGCUCCAAGGUCUAUGGACUGUUUUGUAGUGAUCACAUUCAUCAUUUUACAGUGUUGGAACAUCUUUCAGAGCCCGUAUAUGGUUUAGAUGGAAGGAAUAUUCGAAUAAGGCGUGAAAGUAGUAGUGAAAGUCUCCACAAUGAACUUUCGAUGGAUUUGCUUGAUAUAUGAUGGGGUUCCACUGUAUAUGCAGUUUGUAUAGUAGCGUUCUAGUGCACUAGUCGUCUUGUGGGAAUUUCAUACAAACAACAGAGAAAACAGCUUUUUCAGAUAGUUUGGUUCAGUCGAUCUAUGUAGACUAGAUGAGUAUAUAUUGCGAUUGGAAUGAACCUCUUAAGCUUCCAAGACUGAAAAUAUAUCGUCAAUAUCACAGUCUUGUACAUGAUGUAUGAACUUUUGUUCUUCAUUACAAGUAAACGUCAAUCUGUUCCAUAAAAUACUUUCUGUAUUUGUUUUGUUCUCUCGAGUCGACAAGGUUUUUGUAUUUCUUGGUAAAUGUUUCGAUGAUUGUCUAAGCUGCUUACCUACAGUUUUCAGUGUAUC
Galdieria sulphuraria is the source of this 2186-nucleotide messenger RNA. RefSeq names its product 5'-AMP-activated protein kinase, beta-1 subunit isoform 1. Gene Ontology annotation, cellular component: nucleotide-activated protein kinase complex; cytoplasm; nucleus. The record is from RefSeq and is a predicted model, not a curated record. The transcript has 3 exons. Lineage: Eukaryota; Rhodophyta; Bangiophyceae; Galdieriales; Galdieriaceae. Gene Ontology annotation, molecular function: protein kinase binding. Bases 504 to 1814 code for a protein of 436 amino acids. Gene Ontology annotation, biological process: signal transduction.